GAAAGUAUACAUUAGAAUACAAUUUUUAAUAUACGGUGGUCUCAUUAUAUUAUCAGUUAAAUGUAAAUGUACGUAUUCAUAUGUACUUUUUACUGCUUAUAUUUAGUGCACUACUCUCUCGUGCGCACGCUUUUAGACUUGUUUUUAGCACGCUGAAUCUCUCUCACGCUCGCACUCCUUAACUCAUUUUUUGUGCGCUGAAAAUCACUUUUGCUACACUUGCACAAACAGCAGCAGCGUUAUAAGGCUGCAACUAUUCCAGCCAACCAGAGACUAGAAUCUUAGAAGCCAUUUAGAAAUUGGAGACGGGCAGAUUCAGACUGUCUGUUUCCUGAUUGGCUCCCUAGUCCUCCGCUUCUAGUUUGAAUUAACGGCUGGAAGCUGCAUCGUUGCGUGCGUUCGUUGGUAUCGUUAUUAUUUUAUUUUCAUCGACAUAAGGUAACUUUCUUGGACAGCAGUGAUCUAGGACUGAGGAACACCUAGAGCCCAGCUGGUGUCUGAUAUUUUCAGUUGAACAUGUUGUGCUGCAUGGUCAUCUUCUCUGUGCUUCUCAUGACUACAGUAAAUGUCAGAGCACAAUGUGAGAGACCUGAUGUUGGGGAAAACCGAAUUUUAAUUAGUGAAUCAAGUGAGAAAGCUUUUCUUGAUGGCUCCUCUGUAAACUUCAAAUGUGCCACUGGUUAUGUGCCUGCGAGACCAUCAGCUUCCCGGACAAUCACCUGCACUAGAACCCAGUGGAGCGACCUUGAACUUCAGUGCAAGAAAAAAUUCUGUGGAUAUCCUAGCAAGAUCGUCAAUGGAAAGUAUCAGACUCCAGAAGGACUUUUGUUUGGUGCCACCAUUACAGCAGUGUGUAAUGAAGGUUAUCACCUUCUUGGACAAAGAAAUAGAAAUUGCAGAGAAGACGGUUGGGAAGGUAGAUAUCCUGUAUGUGAAGUGGUGAAGUGUGAAGCACCUCCCCAUAUAAAUAAUGGAACAUUUGAACCAGAGGAUGAAUUGUAUGCGUAUGGACAAGAAGUCACAUACUCUUGUGAAGGAGGUCGUGAUCUUAUUGGACCUUCAAUAAUAACAUGCUCCAGUAAUGGAACUUUUCAGCCUCCUCCUCCUCAGUAUCUGUUUGUGUCCUGUGACAGUCCACACAUUUCUAAUGCGGUAAGAAUUGAAGGAAAAUCACCGCCUUAUAAAUAUAAGGAGUUUGUCCGGUACCAGUGUAAUAAAGGCUACAGAAUGGAAGGGUCUAACAAUCUGACCUGUACAGAAAAUGGGUGGGAUUCACCUCCUCCUCAGUGCACUGUUAUAACAUGCCCCAAACCUCCUGCCAUAAACAAUGGACAGUUUGCCCCCCUGAAGGAGUUCUAUAAAUAUGGACAAACAGUCACAUACUCUUGUAAUCAAGGUUUUAGAGUUACUCAACCUUCAACAACAUCAUGUACAGAUGAUGGAACAUUUGAAACUUUUCCUCAUUGUCUUGGGUCUCAGGGACCUGAAGCCUAUCCCAGGAGACUUAGGGGCACGAGGCAAAGUGCACCCUGGACAGGAUGCCAAUCCAUCGCAGGGCACACACACAUACACACACCAUGGGGAAUUCGGUAACGCCAAUUAGCCCAACCUACAUAUCUUUGGACUGUGGGAGGAAACCGGAGUCCCCGGAGGAAGCCCCCCAAGCAUGGGGAGAACAUGCAAACUCCAUUCACACAAAGACAGGAAUCGAGCAUGGCCGGGAAUUGAACCCGGACCCUGGAGGUGCAAGGCCCCCGUGCUAACCACUACAGCUGAUAAAAUGAAAUAAUAUUUUUUGUUAAAGUCGCCUGUUUUUUUGUGUGGCUUUUUAAUUUAUCCAGAGAUUACCUGUGGGUCAC
Molecule: messenger RNA, 1859 nt
Organism: Clarias gariepinus (North African catfish)
Lineage: Eukaryota; Metazoa; Chordata; Actinopteri; Siluriformes; Clariidae
Product: C4b-binding protein alpha chain-like
Exons: 9
Coding region: 517-1593 (358 amino acids)
Source: RefSeq, a predicted model, not a curated record